Molecule: messenger RNA, 1389 nt
Organism: Ixodes scapularis (black-legged tick)
Lineage: Eukaryota; Metazoa; Arthropoda; Arachnida; Ixodida; Ixodidae
Product: post-GPI attachment to proteins factor 2
Exons: 6
Coding region: 400-1185 (261 amino acids)
Biological process (GO): GPI anchor biosynthetic process
Cellular component (GO): Golgi membrane; endoplasmic reticulum membrane
Source: RefSeq, a predicted model, not a curated record
GGUUUCGCUUCCGCUGGUUUUAAAGUCGGUCGUGGUUUAUGUUCCCUUAGGCAUAUCAUAUACAGAAAUAAUUAUGUUAUAAAUUAAUGACUACAUAAUUAGGGAGGGUUUUCCUGAUUGCAUCACUGAUCUUGUUUGCGCAAACUACAUAUACGUUACUACGGUUACUGCUGAGAGGCUGUACCGCCGCGACUGGCCGCGUCGUCGGCCACUUUUCAGUUAAAAUUUUAUACAGCUAGAACAAGGUGUCGGUCGUGUGGGGGGUACGCCCGAGUGAUGCCGGAAAUUCUUCAAUUCGGCUAGCCAGAGACGAUAAACAAAAUCGCCCAGUAAUGUUAAGACCACGGAGCGUUCAGGCGCGCCAAAACAGCACGUCGUAACCAUCAAACAGCCCCAACGAUGACUCCGCCCGUCAAACUGGUGCACAUACGUUUUCGGACCAUCGCGGUAGUGACCGCGCUUUUACCGCUUUCAUCGUUCCUAACGUGCAUCUUUUAUUCGCUCAUGUUUCAAUUCAAGCAAGUCACGGCGACGCACUGUCAGGUAGCCAACCUGCUUCCGUCCAUCAGUGCGGCGAUCGGAAGUUACACGCCCCAGCGAUACAUCUGGCGCACGGGCAUUGGGCUCCAUGCGGCUCCCAGGCUGCUGGUCAGCGUCAUGUACCGCCGUUACUACGCCGCCAUGCUGGCCGACACGCCCAAGUACCAGUUCCUCGCGUCCGCCGCAUUCUGGCUGAACGUUGUCGAGAACCUCUGCCUGCUCGGUCUAACCAACGUCUCGUCGAGCGAAAACUACCCCAUUCACGAGAAGAUGUUCGUGACAUUCAUGGUGUCUGCACUCCUGUACAUGCUGGUUUCCUGUUUCAUCCCCACCGUGGCCUUCAAGCACAUGCUGUCACAAACGGAGAGGAAGUCUUUACGCACCAAGAAGCAGCUGAUGAUCACCAGCGUUUUCUGCUCCCUGCUGGCUACCUACUUCUUCCUGCGUCACAACUGGUAUUGCGAGCCAGGAGUGUACACAUUUUUUGCCCUGGCCGAGUACAUCGUGGUCCUGUGCAACAUCGGCUUCCACAUGACCGCCUACUGGGACUUUGACGACCAGCAACUGUAUGUGUCGUCGCCCGAUCAUGACCUGUCAGAAGACAAGAACUCGCUGUUAGGCGACGACCGUUGGGCUUCGGCGUGACGACCAGUGCCUCAAACUCCCACGCAUCACGCAAGGACGACGGUGUUGCACGAGUGCUGACGCUGGAUUGAGGAAACUUUCAGACGGUGUGCACACCCGACGCCCGGGCAAAAAGACUCGUCGGUGUCGGCGCAUCGUUUCGUGGACUGCAAAUCGUCGGAAGGUGGCAUUAAAACGAAAUAGCGCGGGUGAUUUUUCUUUUCU